Messenger RNA from Callithrix jacchus (white-tufted-ear marmoset), 995 nucleotides. RefSeq names its product ribonuclease P/MRP subunit p25 like (gene RPP25L). Lineage: Eukaryota; Metazoa; Chordata; Mammalia; Primates; Cebidae. Gene Ontology annotation, biological process: tRNA 5'-leader removal. Gene Ontology annotation, molecular function: RNA binding. The record is from RefSeq and is a predicted model, not a curated record. Gene Ontology annotation, cellular component: ribonuclease MRP complex.
AGCGGCCGGCAGGACCCUGGAAACGACCAGGGCUGUCUUGGAAUAGCCCGAGCAGCCUUCUGAGUCGAGCCUCUGCCCCUGAGUUUCUGAGUGACCUGGGUUGAUAUGGUUCGACCCUGGUAAUCUCUGGGAGAGCGAAGUCAGUUCUGCUUGGGGGCAGCACUGGUGGGCAGCGAGAGUCACAAGACAGCAAACUGAUGGAGCACUACCGGAAAGCUGGCUCUGUGGAACUCCCAGCACCGUCCCCAAUGCCCCAGCUACCUCCUGAUACCCUUGAGAUGCGGGUCCGAGAUGGCAGCAAAAUUCGCAACCUGCUGGGGCUGGCGCUGGGUCGGUUGGAGGGCGGCAGUGCGCGGCAUGUGGUGUUCUCAGGUUCCGGCAGGGCUGCAGGAAAAGCUGUCAGCUGUGCUGAGAUUGUGAAGCGGCGGGUCCCAGGCCUACACCAGCUCACCAAGCUACGUUUUCUGCAGACCGAGGACAGCUGGGUCCCAACCUCACCUGACACAGGGCUAGACCCCCUCACAGUGCGCCGCCAUGUGCCUGCAGUGUGGGUACUGCUCAGCAGGGACCCCUUGGACCCCAAUGAGUGUGGCUACCAACCCCCAGGAGCACCCCCUGGCCUGGGUUCCAUGCCCAGCUCCAGCUCUGGCCCUCGUACCCGAAGAAGGACUUGAGAUACCCGAUCCUGAAGACCUGCUCAGCCAGGCUGUUCUCCAGGCCUGAAUGUCUGAGAUGUGUCUUUUCUGAAAAACCCUGUGACUGCUAGACAUCCCCAUCAAGGCUCAGAUCCACAGAGGUGGGCCCCCUUGUCCUGCUUCCCCUUCUCUCUGGUAUGUGGGAAGGGACUGCUGUGAAGAGUGACAGGUGUGGAGCCUCUGCCAAGUUCUGCAUUGCUAAAGAAGGGUUUACUCUGUCUUCUACCUACAGUGCAUCUGAACUGCCUUCUGACAGAGGUCCAGGGAGGGAUUUAGAAAAUAAAGUUUCUACCUAUUUGA